GCUUCCCGCGGGGCCUGGGCGCGCGCUCCGCUCCCCCUACCCCCGUAGAAGAUUUCCAGAUUGCGCGCGCCCGGGCCGAAGGGACGCUGCCCAUACCGAUCACGUGAGAGGUUUAGGCCGCACACUCCCGGGGGCAGCCAUUUUCUUAAGGGCGAUUACUGUAUGCUCAAGACCUUCUCCGAGAAUGGUACUGCCAUGAGAAAACCUAAAAUGCUUCUGAGUCCAGUUUUAACUCUGGGGACAAGGCGGAAAGAAAAAGCCUCGCCAUUUAGACCCAGAAGUGUGUUAAUCAAGGUGUCAACUUGAUUUUUCGGUCCUUAGAAAAAAAGUCAAACAAACACGGAAGCUGGGACCUUAUUCUUUAAAUACACAAUCCAAGCAGCACAAUUUAGAUGGACUCGUUAGGGGCUGACAAGCCCUCGUGAGCUCCAAGAAUCGAGCCCUAGUCCUUUAAGGACUCGCUGAGGGGGCGGGGCCUACGGCGGAAGGUGUCACGCUGGGCCGAAGUCCGGCAGAUGAAGGGCGGAAGUAGCGCGUUCAGUUCUACCAUCAUGGCGCAGGAAGAAGAAGAUGUUAGAGAUUACAAUUUAACUGAGGACCAAAAAGCAAUCAAGGCCAAGUAUCCGCCAGUCAUUCGGAAGUAUGAAUAUUUGGAUCAUACAGCAGAUGUCCAGUUACACGCAUGGGGGGAGACUCUGGAGGAAGCGUUCGAGCAGUGUGCCAUGGCCAUGUUCGCUUACAUGACAGACAUUGGGACUGUGGAGCCCCUCCAGACAGUAGAAGUUGAAGCCCAAGGAGAUGACUUGCAGUCUCUUCUGUUCCACUUUUUGGAUGAAUGGCUUUAUAAGUUCAGUGCUGAUGAAUUCUUCAUACCCCGGGAAGUGAAAGUACUUAGUAUUGAUCAAAGAAAUUUCAAGUUACGUUCAAUUGGGUGGGGAGAAGAAUUUUCACUUUCCAAGCAUCCUCAGGGAACAGAAGUCAAAGCAAUAACAUACUCAGCAAUGCAAGUCUACAGCGAAGAGAAACCAGAAGUUUUUGUGAUCAUUGACAUUUAGGACACUAGAAAAAAAAAAGAAAAGAAAGACUUCUAUGAAGAACUGUUUUUCUUCUCUUGAGAAGAUAUAAUUUAAUUUCUCUCAUAUCUUUUGACAAAUGGAAAUUUACAGAACAGAAAUUUUUAAUUUAAAGGGUGACUUGCAGAAGUAGAAAACCGUCUGGGUAUGGUGGCAUUCGCCUGUAAUCCCAGCUACUCUGAGGGCUGAGGAAGGAGGAUCAAAAGUUCAAGGCGGCCUUGGCAACUUAGCGAA
Messenger RNA from Chinchilla lanigera (long-tailed chinchilla), 1307 nucleotides. RefSeq names its product zinc finger and BTB domain containing 8 opposite strand (gene Tslig1). NCBI's taxonomy places the organism in Eukaryota, Metazoa, Chordata, Mammalia, Rodentia, Chinchillidae. The coding region runs from base 516 to 1055 and encodes 179 amino acids. The transcript has 7 exons. Gene Ontology annotation, biological process: tRNA splicing, via endonucleolytic cleavage and ligation. Gene Ontology annotation, cellular component: tRNA-splicing ligase complex. The record is from RefSeq and is a predicted model, not a curated record.